AAAACCAAGAUGGCGGACUAAGCGACGUGGCUUUCCGGAGAAGUUUCACAUUUACGAUCUUAUAGAUUCAAAAAUAGCAUCAAAUACCUCAACUAUUCGCCUUUUCCUAAGCCCAGGAAACGGACUUUGAGUGUGGAGCGAUGGCGUGUUAUCUGAAGUGAAGAUUGAAGACGUGAUAGAAGAUGGACGACUACUGCUAUGCUAAGAUGGCGACGUCCGCUAAAAGAGAACAUGAAAGAGAAUCAGCGCCACCAACGGAGAACAAUCUGAAAAGCGAAGAUGAAGACGUCCAGCAGCUGAUCGGGAAUCCAGAAGAAGUUUCCCCUCAGGUAGGGGGGAGCUCUACUUUGAAGCAGGAGACUCCACAACCACCCUGCAUUAAAAAGGAAGAGGAGGAACUCUGCAUCACUCAGGAGGGAGAGUGUCUUCUAGGACGAGAGGAAGCUGAUUACACCAAGUUUCCACUGAGUAUUCUCUCUGUGAAGACUGAAGAUGAUGAAGAGAAACCACAAGUAGACAACCUCUUAGCUCCACUAUCAGAUAGUGAAGCUGAAGACGAGGUUGAAGAACCUUUGAGCAGCGAUACAGACUGUGAAGGUGAUAUGAGGACUCACACUGACAACAAACACUCUGAAUGCUCUUCAAAGAAGAGAGGUAAAAAAUGUUUGAGCUGCUCAGUUUGUGCUAAAAGCUUUUCUGUUCAGGGCAUGUUGACUCGACACAUGAGAACACACAAAAGGGAAAAACCAUUUAAUUUUUCAGUUUGUAGCAAAAGCUUUUCUCGAAAUUACCGUUUGACUCGACACAUGAGAACACACACAGGUGAAAAAACAAUUAAUUGUUCAGUUUGUGGCAAAACCUUUCCUCAAAAUUGCCGUUUGAUUCAACACAUGAGAACACACACAGGUGAAAAACCAUUUAACUGUUCAGUUUGUGGAAACAACUAUUCUUUAAAGAGCCGUUUGACUCAACACAUGAGAAUACACACAGGUGAAAAACCAUUUAACUGUUCAGUUUGUGGAAACAACUAUUCUUUAAAGAGCCGUUUGACUCAACACAUGAGAACACACACAGGUGAAAAACCAUUUAGUUGUUCAGUUUGUGGCAAAAGCUUUUCUGUUAAGAGCCUUGUGACUAAACACAUGAGAACACACACAGGAGAAAAACCAUUUAAUUGUUCAGUUUGUUGUAAAAGCUUUUCUGUUCAGAGUAAUUUGACUGAACACAUGAGAACACACACAGGUGAAAAAAUAUUUAAUUGUUCAGUUUGUGGCAAAAGCUUUUCUGUUAAGAGAUAUUUGACUCGACACAUGGGAACACACACUGGACUAAGAUCAUUUGAUUGUUCAGUUUGUGGUAAAAGCUUUCCUAAUAACAGCUCUUUUUGGCGACACGUGAGAACACACGCUGGAGAAAAAACAUUUAGUUGUUCAGUGUGCUGUAAAAGGUUCCCACAUAAUGCAGACGCAGUAAAACACAUGAGAACACACAAGGGAAAAUAACCAAUCAGCUGUUUAGUUUGUGGUAUGUUGCUCAUAUGUGGUGACAUCCACCCUACCCAGGACCUCCUCACUGCUUCUUUCACAAAUAUCUGAGGUAUUCAUACAAACUUGGAUUAUUUGAAGCAUUAUCUUUUCUACUCAUGACCCCAUGUCUUCUCUGUAUCUGAAACCUUCCUGAACAGUAAGAUAGAUGAUGCUUCAAGUGCUUGGUUACUCCUUCUUCAGUCCAGGGACCUGGGGCCUCAUGUGUCAAGUUAGCGCACGCUCAAAAACCUGCACUACACCCUUUUUGUUGAGAUGUUUAAAAACUGACGUUGUGAUGCUGGGUAACUGUUUGCAUAAAAAAGUGCCAACUUUUACUCCUCAGACUGAUUGAUGUGCAAAUCAGAGACAUAUGAACAAUUAACCCCCAGCACCCACAACCCAACCCCCACCUCCCUCGACAUAACAGGUUCAAUCCGGCCCGCGAGAUGAGUUUGCGAAGUGUAAAAUGCAGCUGCAUUUUUUUAAAGAAAGAAACUGCUGUUCUAAUUGUGUCCACUGGAUGUCGCAAUAGCAAUUCUGUUAGGCAAGCAAAUAGUUGAUACCGGGGCGAGCAAGUAUACCAAGCAAGAGGUACACGGUAAAGCGGGGCUGUGACUCCUCCCCCUCCACCCAACGUAAAACAGGAGUAAAAUAAGCAAUCAGUAACCCCACUUAAAAUGCAGCAUGAGACACUGCACACUGAUAUAGUUCUGUGAAAAUGAUUGUCUUCUGUGCAAAUGUAAAGAAAGUGAACAGUGUGUGAUAUACUGCAAUACUGUCAGUCUUUUAACUUUUUAUUUGUGCUUUGUUGAAAUUGUUCACACAUUGCACAGCUUUUAUUUUUCUAUCAAUACACAUUAUGUCUAGAAGACAGGAAGUAACUCAACACUCUUGAAUAGUUUCUACCUCAGUUUGUAUGGUUUGUUGAGUUAGCACAGGAUUAAUAUGUGGAAAUGACAAAUGAGGUAGUUGAUAUAUAGAAUAGUUUUUAUUCACGCUUUAUUUAGUUUUUUGUUCAACCCUAGAUGGGCUUUGAAAUUCUGCAAUUUUUUCCAGAGAUUUUCAACUAACUUGAAGUGUUUUGUCAAGAGGAUUAUUUGUGAUAUGUACAUUUUCAGAAUGUGCUUCUUCUAUUUUAGG
Entelurus aequoreus (snake pipefish) is the source of this 2666-nucleotide messenger RNA. Its product is annotated as zinc finger protein 501-like. Bases 183 to 1502 code for a protein of 439 amino acids. Gene Ontology annotation, molecular function: DNA-binding transcription factor activity, RNA polymerase II-specific; RNA polymerase II cis-regulatory region sequence-specific DNA binding. Gene Ontology annotation, biological process: regulation of transcription by RNA polymerase II. The record is from RefSeq and is a predicted model, not a curated record. NCBI's taxonomy places the organism in Eukaryota, Metazoa, Chordata, Actinopteri, Syngnathiformes, Syngnathidae. The transcript has 2 exons.